Tribolium castaneum (red flour beetle) is the source of this 767-nucleotide messenger RNA. Its product is annotated as centrosomal protein of 131 kDa-like. Lineage: Eukaryota; Metazoa; Arthropoda; Insecta; Coleoptera; Tenebrionidae. The record is from RefSeq and is a predicted model, not a curated record. The coding region runs from base 170 to 736 and encodes 188 amino acids. Gene Ontology annotation, cellular component: centriolar satellite. Gene Ontology annotation, biological process: cilium assembly; intraciliary transport involved in cilium assembly; regulation of centrosome duplication. The transcript has a single exon.
CUUUCAGCCCAACAUGAAAGCUGUGGAACACAAACACAACGUCGAGCUUCAGAAAGUCAAAGAAAUGGCAGCUGCUGGUGAAAAACUGAGACGGGACCGUUGGAUCGACACCAAGACACAAAAAAUCAAAAAACUGACCGUUAAAAGCAUUGAACCCGAAUAGCAAAGUAUGGAAAAGCGCCAACAACAAGAACUUGCUGAUUUGCGCUCGUUACACAAGCGGGAAAUUGAAGAUUUGGAGCUUAAAGCAGCUCGAAAAAUGCAAGAACAGUGCGAAGCGCUUCGAGUCCAACUUGUGAAAGAACGUGAAAAGGCCUUGGCCCACAAACGCGAAAUUAUGAGGCAAAGAUACGAGAAACUUGUCGAAUCGGAAAAAAAAGGUUUCCAGGAACAGAGAAGAAGACUACUUGCUGAUCACCAAGCAAGAGUUGCUGAAUGCGAGCAAAGGGAAGCUUUAGCUUUGAGCGAGAAAGAUAAAGCGAUAAAGCAAGCUCAAGAUGAUUUUGAAGAAAGGUUGCAAAUUGUUAUCAGGAGACACGCUAAUGAGAUAAAGUUGAUCAAAGAAACGGCCAGUUUAGAGAUGGAAACCUGGCAGAAUAAUUACAAGAAGCAACAAACAGCUCAGUUGGUUGAGAAAGAAAGCAUCAUACGAGAACAAUGUCGCAAGGAACGGGACAGAGAGAUUGAGGCGGUGAUUGAACGACUGGAAAAAGAAGCAAGUGAUAAUACAGAUUGAGCAGUCAAGUGAAAAUCAGAUUAGACGGCUU